Messenger RNA from Linum trigynum, 6041 nucleotides. Lineage: Eukaryota; Viridiplantae; Streptophyta; Magnoliopsida; Malpighiales; Linaceae. The record is from the annotation of a GenBank genome assembly.
CUCCUGGUAAGAUCCCAAUAGGCUGCAAAUGGGUAUUUAAAGUAAAAUACAAGUCUGAUGGAUCCAUAGAAAGGUUUAAGGCUAGGUUAGUUGCCAAAGGUUAUACCAAAACCUAUGGCAUAGAUUAUUUUGAUACUUUCAGUCUUGUAGCUAAGAUAACUACAAUAAGGGUUCUACUCACUUUAGCUGCUAUUAACAACUGGCAUCUUCACCAGUUAGACGUUAAUACAACCUUUUUACAUGGAGACCUUGAUGAAGAGGUCUACAUGGUUCUACCCCCUGGCCUAACAACUGACCCUACUGAUGCAAACAAGGUUUGCAAGUCUAUAUGGCUUGAAACAAGCCAGUAGACAGUGGUUUCUCAAGCUGACAUCCACACUUAUUUCUAUUGGUUAUACACAGUCUAAAUCAGAUUAUUCCUUGUUUAUUAAAAACAAACCCAAUUCCUACACUGUUUUGCUUGUAUAGUCAUAUAUAAAGGGAAAGUUGCUCCCCUGUACAGACACCUUUUCCAGUUUGUUACAAUCAAUCUACUGAUUUCGUUGAGACUUUGACAGAGUUGGAUCGAGUUGAACGGGUGGGUAGGUUUACGGGUGUGUUUCUUUACGUGUUCACCCUACUCGUGCCACAUAACUAACACCUUUUUCUUAGGGGUGUUCAAACGGAUUGGUUACCAUGGUAACCAUAUUAACCAGUAUUAUUCAAUUAAUUUGGUUUGGUUAAUUUGGAUAAUUGGUUUGGUUAAACAAUUUAUCUUAUUUGGUUUAGGUGGUUUGGUUUGGUUUCAACACUGCUAACCAAUGAAACCAAUUAACCAAUUAAUGAUACACCUAAUAUACAAAAUUAUUUAUACUUCCAUGCAACCAACCAAACCAAACUUUCGUGAUUUCCUAUUUUAUUUCCUUGUGCACAACAAACCAAAACAUUAUGGUUCAAAAAUUAAAUGGGUCUGCCUAUUUACUAAACCAAAACAUUUGGGACAUCUACUAGAUUUUAGGAUUAUGUCCAAUAUAAUGUUUUCAUGUAAUGUUAUGUUAUUUGGUUAAUCCAAUUAUCCGAUAAACCAAACCAAUUAAACUUUGGUUUGGUUAAUUUGAUUUUCGUGUUAACUUGGAUGGUUUGGUUAAGACAUUUUAUUCUAUGGUUAAUAAAAUUUAGGCUUAAUUGGUUUGGUUAUUACUAUGGUAACCAUUUGAACACACCUACUUUUUCUGGCUUGUUUAUGCUCUUUCGCAUUUACCAGGUCAAGGGGUGGCAAAAUUGGCCGACUAAUACGUGUAAAUACAAGUGAGCGAGAGAAAGCAGAAAGAGUUGGAAACUGUGGAACUGGAGGUUGAUUAAGCCAAGGCGGGAAAAGCGCACGAGAAUGACACCAAAGAUGAGCCAAAAGCCCAAAAGUCAUUCAUUGGCUAUUGGGGUUGGACCUGCCCGGUUGCCGUCCAGCUUCACAGCCUGGAUACUGGAGGAGUGGAAGAAUCUUGCUGAAAUAUCCGUGGAGGCCAAAUACAACAAGUGCACAGCUUUUUGGCGGUGGUGGGUCUCAUCUGCUCACCUCCUCUGUUUCUGUCCUUUACCAGACAUCGGACCGAGCUCGUGGGAACGAACUGGGAGAAGGAAAGGAAGUACAAGUACACAGCUUUUUGGCGCAUAAAUACACUCCACGGUUCAACCCUGGGUAGAAAACGUGCGGAAACCACACUGCUGGCUUUACGUGUCAACUAAUCCUUCCUCUCUGUUUCUUCUUCCUUCUACUCCAUUCCUUCCUUCGUUCCCCCCUUAUUCAUCUCCAAUAUUCCAUCCACGCCUCUUCCCUUCGUUCCCUUCUUUCUUCCAGAAGAUUCAUCCCAUACCCACCUAAAACUUCAAAACUUGAUUUUCCCCCAAUUCUUGGGGUUCAAUCAGAAUUCCCAGAUAGAGAGUGUUCCGCUUUUGUUGAAUUGGGUAGCUGGAGAGCUUGGGGGGAAAUGGAAGUGGUGCUAGCUUCAUCGCAUCUUUCUGUUAAUUCGCGAUGUGGGUUGACUUCUUUCCAGCUUUCCCGCUCGCGCCGAAUCAGCCCUGUUCUGGCGUUUACUUCCACCAGUAACUGUAUAGCUUCUUCUUCUUCUUCUUCUUCCUCUUGUUUUGGGAUUUCCAUUUCUCAUAAGCACCAUCGGAGUAAUCCCUUCUCUUUGAGAAGCUCUCGUUUGCGUAAGAAAGGUAGAAUCUUCACCGUUUCUGCUGUGUUCGAGAGGUUUACGGAGCGGGCAAUAAAGGCGGUGAUUUUUUCCCAGAGAGAAGCUAGAGCCAUGGGGAAGAACAUGGUUUCUGCCCAGCACCUCUUGCUUGGUCUAGUUUCCGAGGAUCGAGACCCCGAUGGCUUUCUUGGCUCUGGAAUCACCAUUGACAAAGCUAGAGAAGUUGUUAGUGACAUUUGGCACAACGGUACCGAUGCUGAGGAUCCAAGUUCUACUAGGACGGAGAAGGGCGUCAAGUCCUCGACGGACAUGCCCUUUUCGACUAGUACCAAACUGGUUUUCGAGGCUGCUAUUGAGUAUUCCAGGACCAUGAAGCAUAAGUUCAUUGCUCCCGAGCAUAUAGCCAUUGGGUUGCUGACGGUUGAUGAUGGAAGCGCAGGUCGGGUCCUUAAGAGAUUGGGGGCAAAUGCAAAUCAGUUGGCAGCUGUAGCAGUAACCAAACUGCAAGGGGAGUUAGCCAAGGAAGGAAGAGAAGAACCAUCUGUAUCCAAAGGAACUCGCGAGAAACCUCUAUCUCGUAAAGCUAUUGCUUUAAGAUCGUCUGAAAAAGCUAAGGAGAAAAGUGCUCUAGCCCAAUUCUGUGUAGAUAUUACCUCUCGUGCUGUUGAAGGACUCAUUGAUCCUGUCAUUGGGCGCGAGAAAGAAAUUCAAAGAAUUAUUCAAGUACUUUGCCGCAGAACCAAAAAUAAUCCAAUUCUUCUUGGUGAAAGUGGAGUUGGCAAAACAGCCAUUGCUGAAGGACUAGGAAUCAAGAUUGCGCAGGCUGAAGUUCCUACUUUCCUUUUAGGAAAGCGUGUCAUGUCUUUGGAUAUUGGACUAUUAAUUGCUGGUGCAAAGGAAAGGGGAGAACUAGAGUCACGUGUUACCACCUUAAUCAAAGAGAUACAGAAAGAAGGCAAUAUAAUUCUCUUCAUUGAUGAAGUCCAUACCCUUGUUGGGACGGGUACAGUUGGACGAGGAAGCAAGGGGAAUGGCCUGGACAUUGCUAAUCUAUUGAAGCCAGCUCUUGGAAGAGGUGAAUUACAGUGUAUUGCAUCCACAACUAUGGAUGAGCACAGGACAUAUAUUGAAAGUGAUAAGGCAUUGGCGAGAAGGUUCCAGCCUGUAUUGAUUAAUGAACCAAGCGAGGAGGAUGCUGUGAUGAUUUUGUUGGGCUUGCGCCAAAAAUACGAGGCCCAUCACAACUGUAGAUAUACAUUGGAAGCAAUAAAUGCAGCUGUUCACCUCUCAGCAAGAUAUAUUGCAGACAGAUUUCUUCCCGAUAAAGCCAUUGAUCUCAUUGACGAGGCAGGUAGCAGGGCCCGUAUCGAAGCUUAUAGGAAGAAGAAAGAACAACAGACUGGUAUACUUUCGAAGUCGCCAAGUGAUUAUUGGCAGGAAAUCAGAACUGUUGAGGCCAUGCAUCAAGUGGUUGUUGCAAGUAAGCCAAGCAUCGAUGAUAGUGAUUCAAGCAUCGAGGACUCUGGAGACAUCAUCUUAGAGACGCCUCCACCUUCUGCAUCUGCUGAUGAUGAUCCCAUGGUAGUGGGGCUUAAUGACAUUGCCUCGGUUGCUUCACUCUGGUCAGGAAUUCCUGUUCAGCAGCUUACUGCUGAUGAAAGGAUUGCUCUGGUGGGUCUUGAGGAACAACUUAGAAACAGGGUUGUUGGCCAAGACGAGGCUGUUCUUGCGAUAUCUAGAGCUGUCAAGAGGUCGCGCGUGGGGCUCAAAGAUCCUGAUAGGCCAAUAGCGGCCAUGCUUUUCUGUGGCCCUACUGGUGUCGGGAAAACUGAGCUAACGAAAGCAUUGGCUGCAUGCUAUUUUGGAACGGAGUCAGCCAUGCUGAGAUUGGACAUGAGUGAAUAUAUGGAGCGACACACAGUGAGCAAACUAAUAGGGGCACCCCCAGGUUAUGUUGGUUAUGGCGAGGGAGGGACUCUGACAGAAGCUAUAAGAAGACGACCUUUCACUUUGGUUCUACUCGACGAGAUAGAGAAAGCCCACCCAGAUAUAUUUAACAUCCUCCUCCAAGUGUUUGAAGAUGGCCACCUCACAGAUUCUCAGGGCCGCAAAGUGUCAUUCAAGAAUGCGUUGAUAGUUAUGACCUCUAACAUCGGGUCUUCUGCCAUUGCAAAAGGCGGACGUACUUCCAUCGGCUUUAUACUGUCAGAUGACGAAUCUGCUUCUUAUGCUGGAAUGAAGGCCUUAGUACUGGAGGAACUCAAGUCAUAUUUCCGCCCCGAGUUACUGAACAGAAUAGAUGAAAUGGUUGUAUUCCGUCCUCUCGAAAAGAAUCAGAUGCUAAAGAUUGUGAAUAUGAUGCUGCAAGAAGUUAAAGGAAGGCUGAUCUCUCUUGGAAUCGGGUUGGAGGUAUCGGAAUCAAUCAAGGAUCUGGUUUGCAAGCAAGGGUAUGACCCAGCUUAUGGCGCCAGGCCGCUCAGGCGAGCAGUCACUCACAUCAUAGAGAACCCUCUGAGUGAAGCCUUGCUUGGUGGAGAGUUCAAGCCAGGUGACACAGCUAGCAUUGAUGUAGAUGUCACCGGGAAUCCGGUCGUUGUGAACCGGACUUCUGACCGGAGUGUCCACUUAACAGACACAACUACGCUCUUGUAAUUAGUCGGUGUAUUAUAUGUAGGAAAAGUUCAUCUAGUGAUACGACUGUGUAUAUAACGAACGAGCUUUGGUUAAGGCCAGAUUCAUUCACGCAAUCGCAGCAAUUGGCGGAUUCGAUUUCCAAGUGUAUCUAAAAAGCAUUUGAACAUUGGCCAACCGUAACUAUACUUCAUUGCAUUUGAUGCUCCAAUUUUUUUUUUACGAUGUUAUCAAUCUUUCUUGGACAAAAUAGCUGGUUAUCCUGAUCGGAGAAGAGUCAUAUGAAUAUAUGAAUGUACCCUCCGUCGCCUCCCUUCUUCGUGGGUUGGGUUGCUUGAGGCCUAAGUAACCUCUUGUUGCAAUUGGAUCCACGUCGGCUGGUUUUGAAUGAACCCGUUUGGUGUCCAUCUUCGAUCCUUGCUUCAGUGUGGGCUUAUUAGUCUACUCUAUUGGUUCCUCUUGGACUCCAUAGGACUUCUUCUUCACUAACUUUCAUCUUAUGGACAAAAUACCUCUUGAUCUUUCCAAAUCUGCUCCUUUGGACCUCCACAACCUUUCAAGGCUUGGUCCAAAAAUUUUUAAAUUGCGUUUUAUCUUGAAAAAUAUACAAAAAAAAAAGCAUAAAAUAAUACAAACAAAACCUAGGUCAAUAAAAGCUCAUUGAUCAAAUAGUUACGAAAUUUAUAGAAAACUAAGUAAAAUCUCCUAAAGGUGCAUUGGUAGAACGAGAAAAUGUAUCAAAUAUGAUAGUGAUAAACACUAUAAACGAAGUGUUAUCAGGUGAUCAUUUGAGAGGGUUUGUCGGCGGUGGAGUUUGAAAUCCCAAAUCUAUGAAUCCUAAUCUUUAUCCCGAGAAAUCUCUAAUUUGUCAAUCGUAAUCGCGUCGUUUGUGUAUGUGGUUUGAGUUUGGUUAGUGGAUGCUGAAAAUCGACCUCGUCGCCUACGACCUUGAAACCCGCCAACGAAUUUUCCUCCCCCCUCCUCAGCCGAUCUCCCGAGCCUAUAAAUUUACAAACUUCCCCAUCGCACACGAAGAGUUACGCAUCGGCUUGAGGCUUAACGACAAGGGGUACAAGGACCUGUUCGAGGUGCAGAGCAACAUUGAGAAUUCAAGGUUGAAAAGGUGGAAGUGGUAUGAGAAGGGGUCUGGGAAGAGUUUGGAGGAAGCUGAAAAGGUGGGGGAGAUGAUAAAUUUGUUUUUAUUUAAUUGAAUUAAAAUAAAGAUAAGUGAAUGAA